GGUUGACAGUUUAACUUAGCAACUGAAAAUGUCGGCAGGUUAAUACAAAUGUUUUUAUGAAAAUCAUUAAAAAUGAGCCAGUUUACAUCAUCCCAGGCAUCAACUAUUCCCUACAUGCUAGAUUCAUCACAGAAUGACCCUGAAUUUAUUAAUGAACUAAAGGAAGUUGAUCAACUGUAUUUCCAGGAAAAUGUUUCUUCACAUUCCCCUCCCAUUGUUGAAAGGUCCCUUCAAGCCACUCUUAUUAAUACUAAAUAGUGAUGAGUGUGACAGCUUUGAUGGUGUAUUUGAUAACAAUGAAAUUGUUGGUGAUGAAUGUCCAACUAAUUCUUUUGUUGAAUGCAUGCCCACACAUGGAAGAAAUGAGGACAAUGAAGAGUUAGAAAUUAUCAAUAGAAUGCGCCAAGACUCUUGUCAAUGUAUGUCAAUUAAUCGCAAACCUUGUUCGAUGGUGGUAGACUUUGACAGUUUAGUUUCUUACAGAAAUUCAUGUUUAGAAAUGAGUAGAAGUGAGCGGGAAUUAGUGAUCAAGAGCAGCUUAUUUGCACACCGGGUUAAUACUUCACAGACCUUAACAAACAGAAAAAAGGAAAAACUACGUAAAAAGCCAUCACAAACAUAUUUCUUUAUGGGGCAGAAAAUUUGCAAGAAAACGUUUGUGUUUGCACAUGCCAUUUCAUGCAGUACAUUGCAAAAAAUUGCUAUUUCUCUUGAUAAAGAUGGUAUUUUGCCCAGGGUGCACGGAAACACUGAAAAACUUCCAGCAAAUGCCUUAUGCUUUGAAGAUAGGCAAAAUGUUAAAGAUUUUAUUCAUGAAUACGCUACUGAAAAUGCACUCCCUCUACCAGGACGCCUGCCCAACUGCCCAGAUCGCACAAUGCUGCUCUUGCCUUCUGAUAAAUCAAUUGCACAAGUGCAUGAUUUGUAUAACCAAAGUGCUGAACUGUCCCAUUACAGACAGAUUUCAUUAAAGACAUUUAGAUCACUUUGGAAUGACCUAUGUCCACAAAUUGCGCUGGCAAAGCCAAUGACUGACUUGUGUGACAUGUCAAACAUUUGGGUCUAAGUUAAGUCAAACAGGCCAAUUUACUGAUGAACAAAAAAAAGAAAUUGUCAUUAGUUAUAAGUCCCACUUGGAUCUGGCUCACAAGCAAAGAGAACAGUACAGAGAGAUGACAGCGAGUAGCAAGCAAUUUUUCUUAAAUGAAAACUUACAUGAAGGGGCCGAGCCUUGUAGCAGAGACAUCUGCUACCACUAUUCAUGGGACUUUGCACAGAAUGUGCAUUACCCCCAUCAUGCACAGCAAGUGGGCCCAAUAUACUUCUGCAGCCCCAGAAAAUGCCAUGUCUUUGGCAUGUGUGCAGAAGGGUCAGGAAAACAAGUGUUCUAUCUAAUCGAUGAAGCAGAUCUGCCAGAGAAGGGUGCUGAAAGUGUUGUCAGCUUGGCUCACCAUCAUUUCCAACACUUUGGUGUUGGAGAAAAGCAUGCAGAGAUCCACUUUGAUAAUGCAGUUGGACAAAACAAGAACCACACAGUGAUUUGGUAUGCCAUGUGGCGGACUCUGACAGGACUCCAGGAAACCAUGAGCCUGAACUGCAUGAUUACUGGACACACCAAGUUUGCCCCAGACUACCACUUUGGCAUCUGGAAGCUUAAGUGGAGGUCAUCCAAUGCAGAGACCAUGGAGGAGAUUGCUGGUAGUGUUACAGCUUCAUCAAAGUCAGGCCACAAUGUUCCACAGCUGGUCCAAGAUGACAACAAACCGGUUGUCUUCUUCGCUUGGAAAACUUACCUGGAACAGUUUUUCAAGCCAUUGAAAAACAUAACCAAGUACCACCAUUUUACUAUGGAUCGGUCGAAACCAGGUAUUGUUACCUGUAAGGAGAACAUGGAUUCGGAAGAAAUGUGUUUCAAUAUAUUGAAGCCUUUGAGUCCGGCAGCUGGAGAACUCCCACCCACCAAACCAGCCCCGGGCCUUGACCUGCGCAGACAGUGGUAUUUGUAUGACUCAAUUAGCCCAUUCUUCAGAGCAUACAAUGCCAGGGAUACUGUGUGUCCAAAACCAUCAAAGCCAAAAGUUAAAAACCAAGGAAUGGACAGUGACAGCCUACCUAGAAAAAGGAAGCACAGCCUUUAACCGUUAUCUUAACACCAUGGCAACUAAAGUGUUCCUUCAGCCUUGUAGUAAUACAUCAAGAUUUAUCAAUGUAUUUCAUCCAUUUAAUGUGAGGUUUUACACAUGUAUGUAUGACAGAGAUAAUAUUAAUUUAAAUAUCGGUAGUGUUACAGAUGAAACACAAACAUUGCUGUUAUGUUCAAUAUAAAACUUGCUAUGACAUAUUUUUGACAAAGUGCCAUUAGGUUUGUGGUCUCAUCUUUUUCUAAAUGUAAAUAUUGUUUUAAAUUUUCGUUUUAAAGAUGUGCAUACCAACCUAUUUGAAUGUGUGAUCAUACAUGUGUUUAUAAUGUUUGCCAUUUAUUUGUUGAAAAGAGAUAAUGCCACCUUUAUUCGAUUAUAUAAGGCGGAAAGAAUAACAAUUCAAGUAGUGUUUCCAUAGCAACAGGAAAAUUAUUAAGGUUAUUUAUUAAUAGGUCCAGUUUACAACAACAAAUAAAAAGUAUAUUUAUAUAUAUAUUAUACAGUUAUAGGCUUUCACUCCAUGGAAUCUUUAAAAAGACUCAUCUUAAUUUGUAUGUUAUGGUGAAAAAAACUUAAUAUUUAACACAUUAUAACAUACUUUAAAAUGUCCAAAUAAUGCAACCCGGUUCAGUAUUGUUACUCUAUGUAUCAAAAUUAAGGCUUUUAAAGCAGGUUCAAUGUAUUUCUCUCCUAACAUAUUUGUUUAAAUACUACAAAAUGUUUAAUUUUAUCAUUUCAACCAUUUAAGGUAUAUUUUUACCACGGUUGCCAUGGCAACCGUUUUAAGAGUUAAUUUGAGAUUGUUAUGGAAUCAUCUUAAAGGAAUAAUAUGUUCUGGGUUGCAGUAGAUUUAUUCCAUUACUUGUUUGUUGGUUUGAAGUUGUUAACAUUGAAUGUUUACAUUAACUUGUAAAUAAAUUAUUUAAAAGUAA
This is a messenger RNA of Dreissena polymorpha, 3073 nucleotides long. RefSeq lists its product as uncharacterized. The transcript is spliced from 5 exons. The record is from RefSeq and is a predicted model, not a curated record. Bases 1173 to 2138 code for a protein of 321 amino acids. NCBI's taxonomy places the organism in Eukaryota, Metazoa, Mollusca, Bivalvia, Myida, Dreissenidae.